Molecule: messenger RNA, 1386 nt
Organism: Aspergillus saccharolyticus JOP 1030-1
Lineage: Eukaryota; Fungi; Ascomycota; Eurotiomycetes; Eurotiales; Aspergillaceae
Product: putative amino acid transporter (Mtr)
Exons: 4
Coding region: 1-1386 (461 amino acids)
Biological process (GO): amino acid transmembrane transport
Cellular component (GO): vacuolar membrane
Molecular function (GO): amino acid transmembrane transporter activity
Source: RefSeq, a predicted model, not a curated record
AUGUCCAAGCCACUCAAGGCCAGUGGCGAGCCCGGCAGCGAGGUCAAGCCGGAACUGGGCGAGGUUGAGAAUGGCGACACUUUUGCACAUGACGAUGUCUUUGGUGUAAUAUCAGAGGAUGGUCCAAAUUACAGGAAUGUGGGCUGGCUCGGAACCUCGAUUUUGAUGAUGAAGACUCAGAUCGGCCUGGGAGUCCUCUCAAUCCCUUCCGUCUUCGAUACCGUUGGCAUUGUCCCUGGGGUCAUCCUUCUGUGUGUUAUAGCUGGCAUCACCACUUGGUCAGAUUACAUCGUGGGUAUCUUCAAGCUACGACACCGUCACGUCUACGGCAUCGAUGAUGUUGGCCAGCUCAUGUUCGGUCGAUGGGGCCGCGAGUUCCUUGGUUGGGCCUUUUGUCUGCUCUUCGUCUUCACCGCAGGCUCCGCGAUGCUCAGCACCUCCAUUGCGCUGAACGCCAUCUCCAUGCACGGCACAUGCACGGCCGUCUUUGUGGCUGUUGCUGCCGUGAUCCUAUUCUUGCUUUCUAGCAUUCGGACGCUGGGUCGUAUCACCUGGCUGGCAUGGGUUGGCGUCGCAUGCAUUCUUACCGCUGUUUUCAUUGUCACCAUUGCCGUGGGGGUUCAGGACCGUCCGGCAGCAGCGCCUCAGGAAGGGGUGUGGAAAUCUAAUUACAAGGUCAUCCAAAGCCCCAGCUUCACUGACGCUAUUUCUGCCAUCAACACUCUGGUCUUCGCGUAUGCGGGAACGCCGGCCUUCUUCUCCAUCGUAGCCGAGAUGAGCGAGCCACGCCAUUAUACCAAGUCCAUGAUACUCUGCCAAAGUGUUGUUACGAUUACUUAUAUCACCAUCGGCGUCGUCGUCUACUAUUACUGCGGUUCCUACGUCGCGUCGCCCGCUCUGGGCUCGGCCGGCCCAUUACUCAAGAAGAUCUCCUAUGGUAUCGCCCUACCCGGCUUAUUGGUCUCUGGAACACUGUCAGCCCACUAUUCCAGCAAGCACAUCUUCGUCCGUUGCCUGCGAGGCACACGGCACCUGACCGCCAACACCGCCAAGCACUGGAUCACCUGGAUUGGCUCGACAUUCAGCGUCAGCAUGAUUGCCUACGUCAUUGCCAGUGGGAUCCCCAUCUUCAACACUUUGAUUUCUCUCGUCGGGGCUCUUCUGGGGACCGUCACCUGCUUCCAGCCCAUGGGCUGUAUGUGGCUUUACGACAACUGGAGAAACGAACGAACCACCCGGUGGUACAUGAUGGUCGCCUGGAGCGGCUUCGUCAUCAUAUCGGGGAUGUUCCUGAUGGUGGCCGGCACGUACAGCUCGAUUGUGGACAUCAUCGACUCCUCCGGAUCCGGGGCUUGGAGCUGCGCCGAUAAUUCGAGCUCUGUCUGA